CAAGAGCCCACAACGUUGACAAGCGAACAAAAUGGCAGCAGCAGCAAAAGCAGCAGGAGAGGCGGCGGACUGAGAGAGAGACAGUGAGAUAGAGUGAGAUAGAGAGAGAGACACACACAGAGCUCCUCUGGACGGACACUCCGCGCGCUCACUCCUGGAUAUCAUCAGCCCUCCGCGCGCGCGACAGUUCUGGAAUAAGUCUCGGUGCGCGCGGCGGCUCGUUUUGUUUUUUAGAGCUCGCGAUCUUUAUUUGCACUUUAUUCUUCUUCUUCAUCUGAGCCGAGCAUCAGCAGCAGCAGCAGCAGCAGAAACAGCAGCAGCAGGUCUUCUAAUGUCAACAUAUUCAUUCAGUCAUUACUGUCCGCUCUCCUUUAUUAUUCUGCACCUUAGGUGUGACGCAAUAUCUGAGCAUUUGGCUCGUGCGCCAGUGCAGUUGGAACAGAUUUGACCUGGUUUGAGUUAGAAUUGAGGUUUUGUUGUGUUGUGUGUUGCAGUGCAGCGCGAGACAGAAUAGUCGGCUGGCUGUGUUGGAGUGCUGAGUGCGCUGGAAAAGCAUUGCAUUGCAUUGGAUUGCAUUUGCAUAUUUGUAAUAAAUUAAAGUCUCAGCUCUCUAAACUGAGAUUGACUUUAAUUUCUGGGCUAUAUUUUAAUUUAGCUAGGUUUGCACCCAACCUUUACCUGUCAGCCUUGGAUUGUUUUGCUUUGCUUUGCAUUGCUUAGCAUUGCAUUUAUGCAGCACUAGUGUGUUGUUAUUACUCUUACUGAUGUUACUGAAGUUACUAAUGUUAUGGUAGUCAAGUUCAUAAAAGGCUAUCUUCCUAAAGGUCAGAUUUAGGGUCAUUUUCAGUGCCCCCCCUUUCUUCUAGAUGAAGUGGAAGCCCUGAUCAGCAAGCACUAUAACCUCAGUGUUUAUUAUCACAAACACGUCUGAGUUUAUAUGGGACUCUCUCUUACUGCUGGCCAUUUCCUCAGAUCUGCCAGAUUAGAUUAGAUUACCUCUAAUCGUUGUCAACUUUACUUACGGGUAAAAUUUUUUGUUGUUUUUGUUACAAAAAAAAGCAAAAAUAAAAAAAGAAAGAAAACUUUGCCUUUCUGCUCCAGAAGCCUCCCAGCCAUGCAGACUGAAAGCUGCCAAAGCCUGAUUUGGAACUGCAAAGCUGAAGGAAGCUGAACCAUUUGAUGGAAAAAAAUAAAAAGGCAGAGGAAAAAACAAAGAAGGACAUCGCUCAGAAAAAGGUUGCUGAACAGAAAACCAAAGUGCCAGACUCCACUAAGACCAGUCCCCCGCUGGUCCAGUCCCUGUCCAUCCCCAGCAGCAGCAGCAGCAGCAGUAGCAGUAGUAAUGGCAGCCACAGCCCCUGCAGCCCACAGCAGCUCCAGCCCCCGCAGUGUGUCCCCCGUUUCCCCCCCAGAGAGGUUCCUCCACGCUUCAGGCAUCACGAGCACAAACAGCUGCUGAAGAGGGGUCAACCACUGCCCACCAGCUCAGCCUGUGCACCAACAACACCACCAAACACUCACACCAACGACCGCCUCACAGUGCUGCCCCUUCAGAGCGACCAGGGAGCCCAGCAUGAGAAUUCCCUUUGGGGCGUCCCAACCAGCAGCAGCAGCAGCAGCACCUGUUGGGAUCAAGUGAUUAUUGACGAUAAAGACACUGACACUUGGCCUUCCAUUUUUCAAAGCAACAGCCAGUCAUUAGAAUGUACUUUGGACGCUGACACAUCGAAGGUUGUCAGUAGCAGCAUGAGUAUGGCUACAGGAGCUAGCCAACACAGUCACUACCCAAUCAGCAAAGCCAGCAUUAAUCAUCCUUCAAGUAUGGUCUCCAGUCAGGGUGGAGCUAACAGAGGAUGGCCCUCUGAGGGAAAGACUGAUUUAUCCAUGGGCAGCAGGACCCAGUCCAGUUGGGGUCCCUCUAAUCUAAACCUAAACCCCAGCGCUAACCCGGCUGCCUGGCCUGUGCUCGGACAUGAAGCCCCAGUGAUGGGGUCCGGGCCAGGUGGUAUGGGUGGGUCAAGUUCACUCCCUCCCACAAUGUGUGGCCCAGGAGGCAUUGCACCUGUUCAUGGCCCCAGUGGAAAUGGCAACAAUGGAUGUGCCAAUGGAAGCCUUGUAGGGGACUGUGCUUGGGGGAACCCGGACACUCCAGAGCAGCACCAAUCUCCGACAAGUAUGUCUUUCAGCAUGGAGCCACCUAAGCUUAAAACUGAUGGAAACACUAAGACUGAGCCAAUGAGCCCUGUGAACAGUUGGGGAGGAACCCUGAGUCAGUCUCCUACUAAUCAAACUGGUGGAGAUGGGACUUCCGUCUGGGAAAAUGGAGAUGGCAAAGGUGGAGAAUCCAAAGAGUCCGGCUGGGAUUCUGGUGGUGUUUCAUCUUGGGGUCGUGGAGGUGGAAGCGCAAACGCAAGUUGGGGCGACUGGAACAAACAAUCAAGCGCUGAAGGUACAGGGUGGGAUACCAACAAUGGACCCACUCAAGAGCCAAUGAGUUCCUGGGGCACUGAUGCUCCAGCCAGCGAGGGCAGCAGGGACAGCAGCGAGGGAAGAAGAAGAGAAAGAUCCUCCAGCAUGGAAUUUCCACUUCUGCCAAGGCAGGACCUAGACCCUCGUGUGCUCUGCAACUCCGGUUGGGGACAAACACCAGUUCGUCAGCACACAGUGUGGGAAAUGGAAGAAAAUACGGACAUGAAAGAUGAAGGAGGCUCUGAAACCUGGGGUUCGUCCUCUAACACAACUUCAACUGGAUCUGGACCUCCUCCUCCUCCUGCUUCAGGAUGUGUCAAUCCCAACAUAAAUGCUCCACCUAGGAUGGACUCUGGAAGCAAGAAUGCUCCAGAGCCUUCUCGAGGUAUGCCUAGCUCAGGCUGGGGAGCGCCACUCCCACCCACCACUCAGCCGAGCAAUGGAUGGGGUGAACCACCUGCUAAUAAGAAGGUGUCCAAUGGAUCCGUCGGUAGUUGGGGUGAGCCAAUGCCCCAGGAUGGCCCCAGCACCAACGGCUCUAGUGGUCAGUCUUGGGGUUCAGAGGAAAAGUCCCCCAGCUGGGAAGAUGGUCCUCAAACCAAAUCACAAGGCUGGGGAGACGGACCUGGUGCUUCCUCAGGCUGGGGAAGUAAUGGAAAUGGUGGAGAGUGGGGAGAGCCUUCAGAGGGGAGAAAGAAUGGCUCUGGUAACUCUUCUUGGGAUGGAGAUGGAGGAAACUGGAAGGAACCUCAGAGGGGCUGGGGCAAAGCACCUCCAGCAUCAAGCGGAGGUUGGGGAGACUCCCAGCGCUCCAAUGCUCCCGUGCAGGGUUGGGGUGGCAAACAGCAAGAAUCUAACAGUGGCAGCAAUGGCCCUGGAAGUAUGGGUUCCUGGGGUGCAAAACCCCCUGUGAAGCAAGCGAGUUCUAGCUGGGGGUCUCCAGGAAGGCAGGACACAGGAGAUGAUGUGACCGGCUGGGAGGAGCCUUCUCCUUCCUCAAUCCGCCGCAAGAUGGAAAUUGAUGAUGGAACCUCCACCUGGGGAGAUCCUAAAGCAUACAGAACGUGCAUCAACAUGUGGGACAGGAAUAAUCCUAGUUCCCAUCCUGGUAAUGAAGGCAACGGCAACAGCCGCAGCAACAACCAUACAGCGCCCAGCAACAACAAUCACAAUCACCCUCACCACAACCAGGGUCCUACACAGAAUCACUCCAAUGGUGGCAACAACAACGGCUCACCUAACCAGCCUAACAACAGAAUGCCAAUAGUGAACCCAGGAUGGGGCGAGUUGCCCAAUGUGCAGACCAAGCCUGAGUCCUCGUCUUGGGGGGAGCCUCCUUCCUCCGGCCCUCCAGUGGAUAAUGGUACUGCCGCCUGGGGGAAACCAUCCCGAGGAUCCGGGGGCUGGGGAGAGAACUGCCACGAGUCCACCGGACCUUACAGCAGGGGCAGCGCACCCUCUGGCCCAGGGCCGUGCAAACCAGCCCCCAAAUCUAUGCAAGACAGCUGGGGGUCCGGAGGGGAGGAUAUGGGCAUGAACAGCAGCCAGUGGGACACUGAGGAUGGGGACAUGUGGACUAGCCCCACCUCCCAGGAUAGCGGCUCGUCCUGCAAUUCCUGGAAUCAGUCCAAGAAGGGCCUACAGAAGGGGAAAGUAUCCACCAAGCAGGAUGAAGCCUGGAUAAUGAAUCGUCUUAUCAAACAGCUGACGGAUAUGGGAUUUCCUAGGGACCCUGCAGAGGAGGCACUGAGAAGUAACAACAUGAAUCUAGACCAGGCUAUGAGCGCUCUGCUGGAGAAGAAAAGCGAAGGGGACAAGCGGGGGAUGAGUAUGGCUGAUUACAGCAGUGGCAUGAAUAAGCCCCUGGUGUGCCGUCCUCCGAGCCUGUCCAAAGACCCCUCUCUGGACCGACCUCCCUUCCUGGACAAGGAUGGCGGGUUGUCAGAUGACACACCCUCCUCACCGUUCCUGCCUUCUCCUGGCCUCAAGCUCCCACUGACCAAUAACAGCCUUCCCAGCCAUGGACUGGGUGGGGUCUCCCCAGGACUGGCCAUGCAAAACUUGAACAACAGACAGAUGAAUGGAAUGUUUGGCAGUAACGGAGCAGCACAAGCUCGGGCUCUGCAGCAGCAGGCUCCGCCCCCUCAGCCGCCAGUGCCGCCUCUUAGCUCCGCCCAGCCUAAUCUGCGCGCUCAAGUGCCUCAGUUUCUCUCCCCUCAGGUUCAAGCACAGCUCUUGCAGUUUGCAGCAAAAAACAUUGGUCUGAACCCUGCACUUUUAACCUCACCAAUAAAUCCUCAACAAAUGACCCUGCUGUACCAGCUCCAACAGCUACAGAUGGCGUACCAACGUUUGCAGAUUCAGCAGCAGAUGAUGCAGGCUCAGCGAAAUGUUUCUGGUCCCAUCAGACAACAGGAGCAGCAAGUUGCACGCACAAUCAAUAACAUGCAGCAGCAGAUCCAGCAGCACCAGAGGCAGCUGGCCCAAGCCCUGCUGAUGAAGCAGCAACAAGCCCCCCCAGGCCCCUCCCACAGUGGCCUGCACCCCAGCCUCGGCAAACCAAACCUGGACGUCUUCCCAGGAAACCCUCAGUCUUCAGGCCUGUCCAUCUCUGACCUGCAGACCAAAGAACAGCAGAGUUCUCCCAGCUCCUUCAGCUCCUACCCACUCUCUGGUCUGAAUGGUAACGUGGGUGUAGGCUGUAUGGACGUAGGCGGUUUGGCACUGAAGGACGCUUCACCCCAGCCCCAGUCUCGUCUGUCCCAGUGGACUCACGCCAGCAGUAUGGAUUCUCUGACCACCUCCACACCUCACAUGGAGACCAGCCUCAGCAAGCAUGGUCCUGCAGCCUCCGCCCAUGUGACCGACAAUAAGCCCACAAUGGAAGACUCUUUCAGCCCAUACAACCUUCUGUCCAGUUCACAGUCUCCCAGCAGCCCCCUGGUGACGCCAGAGAGCUGGGCACAGAGCAAGAACCCCAACGAGAAAAUGUCAAACGGCACGAACAUCAGCUGGCCACCGGAGUUUUGUCCAGGAGUCCCAUGGAAAGGUCUACAGAACAUUGACCCAGAGGCAGACCCGAACAUGACACCCGGAAGUGUUUCUGGAGGCCCCACCAUCAACACCAACAUUCAGGAUGUCAAUCGCUACCUGCUGCGAGACAGGAAUGGAGGUAAACUUUUGGAUAUGAAGUCCACCUGGUCUGCUGGUCCAAUUUCACACACACAGGCCUCGAUGUCCCACGACCUUUGGAAGGUUGCUCCAGGAGCUCGAACCUCCGCGGCACCAUCUCGCCCUCCGCCGGGCCUCACCAACACCAAAUCCUCUCAGAGCUGGGCUUCCGGGUCACUAGGCCUCGGCCAGGGCUGGAGCAGCUCCUACACUUCAGAGGGCACUGCUUGGAGCUCAGACAGCUCCAACAGGACCAGCAGCUGGCUUGUUCUUCGCAACCUGACCCCUCAGAUUGAUGGGUCCACUCUGAGGACACUUUGUAUGCAGCACGGUCCUCUCAUCACUUUCCACCUCAGCCUGCCGCAGGGGAACGCGCUGGUGCGCUACAGCUCCAAAGAGGAAGCAGCCAAGGCGCAGAAAUCCCUGCACAUGUGCGUUCUGGGUAACACUACCAUCCUGGCAGAAUUUGCUGGAGAGGAGGAAGUAACUCGUUUCUUCGCCCAGGGUCAGACCCACCCAACCAACAACAGCUGGCAGGGCAACGCCGCCCCUGGAUCCAAUCAGCAGCGCAUGGGAAACCACUGGACCAGCGGAGGCACAGCAGGCACCAAGACGUCCAACAACCCAGGCACUGGAGGAGGCGGAAACGGACCAGAGAUGCUGUGGGGAGGCGUUCAACAGUACUCAAGUUUAUGGGGUCCCGCAAAUGGAGAGGAGACCAGGGUCAUGGGAAGCCCAAUCCCAAUCAACACACUGCUGCCUGGAGAUCUACUGAGUGGAGAGAACAUGUAGGGGCAGUGGUCCAGCACCAAAAACAAGAAGAAAGAGGAAGGUACAAGGAUAAAAAAAAAAAAAGUAAAUCACAAAACAGCGCAAAAAAGAGACAAACAAAUAAGCAAAUCAGUGUGAUGAUAAUCGCUUUCUUUCUACAGAGCUGAAAAAAAAGCCCUGUAGGUUUUGGGGUAAGACUGGAACGCUUACCUCUACCUCUGCUGAUCGCGUCAUCUUUCAGAAACUGGAGACGUUCAGCAUGUCAAAGCAUCUUUUAUUGUUUGUAGACUCACAAAAGCAAGAAUCAACAGAAACGUAAGCCUUCGAUAAUUUUUAUGAUUUUAUGAGUUUUCCCAAAAAAGUAUUUUUUUUUCUUUUUAGUUCAGGAGAAGCAGAGGAAAGGCAGCCAUUUUUAAACCAAGCCCAGAAACAGAGAAACCUCACAUGGCCCUACAGCCUUCCUGACCGAGAUGCUGGGGAAAAGCUCCUGCUAACUUCUUACGUAUUUCGACAUUUGUGUGGUUUCUUCAGAACUUCUAUUAGCCUUAAGUGCUCGUGCUCUUUUCUCUCUCGCUGUCUCUCUCUUUCUGUAGGUCAUUCUUAAGUGUUUUUUUUUUCCCACAAAAAACAACUAAAGAAAUUUGAAACUUGCACACUUCUGUUUCUGAGCCAGCGAUUGGACCAGAGCAAGCGAAAAAAACAACAACAAAGGAAACAAAAACACAUCAUCACCCAGCAGUAUGUGGCCUGUUGCUAGACCAAUCAGCCGAGAGCUUAUGCAUUGAAUUCAGUAGAUAUACAAAAGGGAGGUACACUGAACUAACUGUCUGUAUAUCCAGGAUGUGCGUGAGCAUGUGUUUUAAUGUUGAAAAUAAGCUGAACAUCGUCAAAGGCUGUCUUGAGUGUGAAUGUUGUGAGUGUGUGUGUGCGCGUGCGUAUGUAUGUAUGAGUGUUCGCCUAUAGAAACUUGACCAAGCAUCUGUUUGUGAACUCACAAGCCACUGUUUCAAAGACCCUUGAUGGAAGUAUUUCCUUACCGACUGGAUUUCAAUGCUGAAUCAAUCAGAACUAACUCACUUAAUCCUAUCUUUACAUGGUUGGAGACGUUUCUGGAGAAAGAAAAAAAAAAUUAAGUGAUGCAUUGUGCAAUAUAAGCAUCCACUGCUAUCUUCCAUCCACACUGAAGCAAAACUAAAUACUUUUUUUUUCCUUUACUGAUAAGUUUUUAAUCUUUUUACUGAACCGUGUCGUGUUGGAGACUUGUCAAACUACAAAGACUUUACUUACAGACUUUUUCAUCCACCUGGUCUCUGUCUCUUUGGCCAGCAACUGUGUUCUUGGACUCGUGCUUUGGUGUUCUGCUGGCACGCUUUUCCACACUAAAUGGAGAGGUAAACACAGUGCGGAGCAGAGAAUCGGAUUUCAGGCACAACACCAAAAUGAGAGAGGUUUUCUCCUAAUGCAGUAAAGAAAAAGGGAUCCUUGCAUUUUUUUCUAACAUGUCAAGGGGGAUUAAUAAUUAAUAAAGCACUUAUGAACAGACUCAUGCUCCACCUGCAAUGCCAAUUAACUAGACUAUGGAGCAAAUCUAUAAAAAAAAAAAAGAAAAAAAAAUACAAAAAAGCAAAGAAAAGACUUUUUCGUACCUUAGUGGUAUUAAAAAAAUGCUCCUUUGUUUGCGCUCCCUCGUCGACCCCAGAGGGACAUGAAUGGACUAAAAACUGUGGGGGUCAGACUGAAGGGGAACACAAGACUGAAUCUACAAUCAGACGAAACCUGCAGUAUGACUUUACACUCUUUCUCCUCCUUUUAUUUUUAUUUUUGGACUAUAUCAAAAGUGAAUGUCACUGUUACUCCAAACUUAUUCAUGGCCUUUUUGCUGUGUCUGUAUGAGACACCAGACAUGGAUUGUUAUCUGGACGGUGUGGAACCCGAGAAAUACAACAAAAAAAAAAAAAAACUAAACAAAAAGCAGCCCCUUUCAUCGAGAGCAAUGAUGUGAUGGAAGCUGCUAGACCUCAAGGGAGGAAAAACCUGAAUGCUCGCUAUCACUCGUUCCUCUCCUCCCGAUCUCAGAAUGUCUAUAUCUUCUGUCGCUGUGCUCCUAGCCACACGGUCAAAGCCAAAAUGAACUGGUGAUGACUCCUCAUCUCUCGAACUCAUCGCUGCCCUCUUUCCCUCUAUCUGAUUAACGCACCUUUAGCAAGAAGCUGAGACAGUCUGACCUCUGGAAUCGCCAGUGUUGGUGUUUGUGUGAAUUAUUUUGAAUGUUUUCUUUUUUUUUCUUUCCCUUUUUUCCACGUACUGUACGAUGUUAUGUUGGUCUUCAUGCAGUGGGUUUUCACUGGCACCAAAAGCCCUUCAGUGUUGAUAUGCAGAAACACUUUAACGUGGUGCCGCUGUAGGCCUGUCCUGUGAAAUGCAAACGAGAAACAAUGCUUAUAGGCCAUAUUUAGUGUUCUUAUUCUGUGUUAGAGUUUUGUUUAUAAGUUUGUGUGUGUAAACAGUGUUUCCUAAGAUUCUGCUUAAAAUGUGUAGAACGUGCACUGGGAAGAAAUGAGGUCUUGGCAAGGGAAAUCCUAUUAAAUCUGUUCAUUUUAAUUGAUAAAGGAAAUUGAAUGAUCUACCAGAAAUAUUACUUGCACAGUUCAGCCAUUACAUUAAAACAGCUUGCUUAAUAAUGUGUAGGCUCGCUGUAAUAUCAGGCACUUGAGGAAUUUGUGAGUAGUGGUUUCCCAUGAUUCUGUCGUCAUCUGUCCUCCCUCACAGCGCUGAGGUACUGACCGGUGUACACUGAUGCUACAGAUGUUCUGACCCAGUCAGCUAGCCAUCACUUCAACAGCUGACUGUUCACACUGUCUCUGGUUUUAAUGUUAUUUUGAACAAUUAUUUAAGUGGGAUAAAAACAUAUUGGAAAAGCAUGAAUAAUCGUACAACAUUCAUGCAACCAUUUAGUCUUAAAAACUAUAGCACACGACCUACAGUUAAGGUCCUCACCUUUGCCAAGAUGUCAUUCUUUGCAGUGCGGAUUCGCACGACCCUAUCUCUUAAACAGCUGCUAGGAUCCUUCUCCUUUUCGGUUAUCCCUCUCUCUGUACAGCCUCCGUUGCCGUCCACCCGUUAGCCAGAGUGCUCCCUGUUCCGUUAGGAAGAGCGCCCCCUUCCUGUUAAUAAAAGAGCAGCUCUUACUUGAAAAGCCCGCUCUCUGAGGGAACGGGUCCUUUUAGCUGCUGGCUUACUCUCCAACCAGCACAUCGUUACGUUACUAUGCAAAGUAGGAAAAUACGGGCACAUCGAUGAGGUGGUCGGUGGCCCUUUACGACAUUAGUGCCAAUUGUGACUCCAGAGGUUGGGCUCCACCCCCCACAAAAACCCUCAGGCCUCCAGCAUGUAUACAUGUGACUAUUGUCUCUGAAUGCUACAAGAUCACAUUUUAGGUUCCAACCUAAAGUAGUGUUUGGAGGAAUGUGUCAUUUCAGCACUCUUUCAGGGCGUAAAACAAAAAGAACUAAAUUUAUUGUAAUGGUUUCGAGCUUAUUCUUAUUGUUAGCGCAUUUAUGGCCUAGGGUAUAUCUAAUGUUAAGAGAAAUAUUAGAUAAUAUUACAUUUGUUGCAGAAGCUACAAGUAGACUUGCCAGUGGCGAGCCUCCUUCAUUCUCCCUGCAGGGGGCUCAGCGGCACCUGCAGCUUCUGCAGAUUUAAAUAGCCUAUUUCGAGUGGGACCUUCUGAACCACGUGCUGCUGAUUGCAUAUAAUAUUCUCUAUGGUCUCGUGUGCCAAUAUAACGAAAAGGCAUAGGGGUGUAUUUUGGCUGCAGGUUUUUAGAAUUUUGUUUACUUCUUGUUACAUGAAUGACUUCAUUACUACCAGUAUGGAGGCGCACUGGCGUUUCUUGUGCGUUCGAGGCUGGAUGGGUCUCGAAGAGGCUGGGGAAAUGCACCUAUUAUUACUGAAACACCUCAUUUGCAUCACUGAGAUAAUCCUUUUGCUGUCCUAUUACAGAGCGAGAUGUUUUGGUGCAUUGGGAAUAUGCUAAUGGUGCACAGGUUGUGGCUAAUCCCUGGUACUUUUUUUUAAAUACCAAAAAAAAUUAAAUCACAUUUUAAAAUGUUUUUAUAUAUAUAUAAGUAUAUAUAAAAGUUGGAUCCUUAAUGUAAAUGAUGUAAGGGGUAAAAAAAAAAAAAAAAACAAUGUUUAAAAAACUGCACUUGCUGAUUUUCUCCUGUUUUGCAGACGUGUCCUGUUCUUCAUUCUAAAAGUUGACUGCAUGCAGGAGUGCCUUUUUCUGUAUGCUCUUUUAAGUGUGUGUUUGUUAACCUGGGCCCAUUGAACUGUGCAUUUCCACUUGCCCUAGCAGUGAAGGGCCCUUCAGUAUCAGCUGUGUUCUCUCCACCUGAGGGAAAUCAUUUUAACAGGUACAAUGACAUGUCUUAAGCUGACAAAGGCCGUUUUCUCUUAGCGCUCUUGGACUCCGACGGGGUCUGACGCGAAAUCACUGUUGCCUGGGUGUGAAACUGCCUUUUUUUCUGAACUCAGCCAGAAACUACAAACAGACUACGUAAAGCCUGUCCAAACCCCAGGAAGCAUUCUAAUGACACCAGCAUAGAUAACGCUACAAUACUACAGCUUCAUGUCAUGUAGCUCAUUACCGUAGACCAAAUUAAUCUACAGUCAUCCAAAUUUCUCUCCCUUUUUAAGACCAACUGGGCAGAACACAAGUUUAAAUGAGCAAUAUUUGCGUUUGACCCUACAGGAUACUUGAUCAUUCAAAGAAAAAAAAUAAAAUAAAUAAGAAGCUUGUCUUGUAUUUGCACGGGUGGGUUUUCCUCUCCAAGAAAGAUGUAAUUCCUCUUUUGAUCGCUGAAGCCCAUUAAGCUGUUUUUCAUCUCCAGACAAGAAAGUAAAAACAAACAUAUCAAAACAAAACAAGUUACUACACCAAUACUUGAAUCAAAGAUCGCCAAUAACGCAAUGUGAAUUUUAUUUUUUCCAAUCAUUGUUUUGGUGUGGCUUGUACACUUUUACGGUAUUUCGAAAAUUAGCAUUAAUCACACAAAGAUGAUGUCAUGACUUUUAAUUUGAUUUGUUUUUGAUUUGUUUUUGUAUGUUAGUGGGUGUUCAGACCGUGUUCCUGGUUUUGGUGAUGCACCUGCACUUGUGUUCCAUUCAGUAUGUUGUACUGUUGUGUUUUCUUUAUUUCUUUUUCUUUUUAAGCUUGUUCUAAGCAAUGUUCUGGUUGUUAUUGUAAUUCAACGUUGCACUGAGUGUCUUCUCUUCCCUCACUCAGCAAAUCAAAAGAAAAAAAAAAUAUACAAAAAGGUGACGAGGGGAGACAAUUCAUGUGUUAAAGUUUACUCAAGGACUUGAUACGAUUCUGUUUGUUCGUUUUAUCUGUAAAAUGUUUAAAAACCUGUAAAAUGUUUAUCUACCUUUAUAGUGGCUUUCAUUGUUAAAUAACUAGCGAGAGUUUUGCACCAUUUUGUUUUUAAUAUUAUGUAUAAAAGAACAAAAAAAAGAAAAAAACGUGGUGGAGAUAAGACAAAAAAAAAGCGAUAAACUGUGGCCAUAGUUAGAAAGGGUAUAGAGCUCCAUGUGUGAUAUGAUAUAUUCAUGCAUAAAACAGACAUUUGAGUGUGAGAUGAGUUUGUGACGGUGUGACUCAUUUCAGAGGUGCCUACCGUUUCCUUUUCUGUAAAGGUUUCCGUCUCCUUCCAAUCCACCUGCCGUUUACAAACGACCAACUUGUGUCUGCAAAAUGAAACGCAAAAGUAGUUUAGAGUGAGAAGAUUUGGGUUGGGGGGGUGGGGGAGGGACUAUGGACAAUUUCAACUUCCAUCGAAAGAGAGAGAGUGAGAAAACUAACUUUUCAAAUGAAGAUGUAAGCUAUUUUCUGAACUCUGGGACUGAUUCAGUGUUGUAUUGUAAUUGCUUUUGAAUUAAUCUAAUUUUUGUUGUUGACAGACUAUCUAUGCCUGUAUGUAUCAAUUUUAAGUUUCUGUUCUGUGAAAAACAUGAUUUGCUUGCUGUCCUGCACACUCACAAAUGGACUUGGCUAUUUUCUCAGGAAGACGAGAGGUCCACAGUUCCGAUUCUACUGUUUUCUAAUGUUUAUCAUGAGCAUAUAACAAGUUAAUGACAAAAAAAGAUAUUAAUGAAAAUCCAACUCUAAGCACUGAAGGAUAUGGAUUUCAGAAUAUCUUGCGUUUUAAUCCGUAGCAGAUAAACAUUUACCAAAUAAUAGGCAUGUACUGAACUCGCGCUGUUUUAUUUCUUGAGGUGGAGUGCUUUACAUUUGAAUAUCCAUACGUAUGCAUCGCUUUAUGUUUAAACAUCAUUUGUGUUAUGUGUGAAGGUAGUAAAGGACCUAUAAUUAUAUAGUAAGAAUUUGCCUGGCAUUUUCCUUUUAUGUUCUCAGUGGUCCUGUAAAGUGAUUGAGGAGCAGAUGCCUCGAUAAAAGCUGAAAGCUGGGUACCAACGACCCAGAAGUUCAGUUUCUACACACUUAAAAAAUAGGGGUUCCAAGCUGGAGCUGGAUGGAUCCUGAGAGGAACAUUUAUUUUCAUUGAGAAAAUUGAGAAAGCUUUGUAAAAUAAAAUGAAGUACUUAAUCAUUUGUUCAUGAGAUUGCUCCACUGAACAUUUUAAACACAGUUUUUUAUGAGUGUAGAACUGAAUGUGUUCUUGUGAUCUGGAUUCGAUAAGCCUGUGAGUAAGAGGGAGGAUUAAAGAGCAGGCAGAGGCAUACAAGUGAGCAAGAAUAGGGGUGUAAAUCUAUGCACAAACUGGAGUGAAGUCCAGACCUGAUGUGAGGAUAAAGAGUAGCAAGUAAGAGGAAGCAGAAGUGGUUCUUUACAAGAUGUCUGGGCUGAGCUUAGAUUAGAGUCUCCUCACGUAGGGAUUUUCUCCACUGACGAACUAAGCACUGUGGGCUUUCCUGGAAGAAUCUGAGACCUUCAGAGGUGUUUCUGAAAGGGAGCCUAAACUCUUAGAAAUUGAGAUUUGUUUUACUCUUGUGUCUUUUUGUUUGAACAUUAACACCAUGACUGUACUGGCAUUCGUAAAUGUUUAUGGCUUUUUAGUGCCCCAUUCCUCCAAUCUACAUGUAGAAUGUGAUUGUUUAUAACUUGCACCGAAGAUACAACCUUUCCAUGGGGUAUGACUAUUAUGAAGAUUCUUUCUGCCUAUAUCAAUAAACAGUCAUUUUUUGUCUCAA
Astyanax mexicanus (Mexican tetra) is the source of this 13623-nucleotide messenger RNA. RefSeq names its product trinucleotide repeat containing adaptor 6C2 (gene tnrc6c2). Bases 1180 to 6432 code for a protein of 1750 amino acids. Gene Ontology annotation, biological process: positive regulation of nuclear-transcribed mRNA poly(A) tail shortening; miRNA-mediated post-transcriptional gene silencing. Gene Ontology annotation, molecular function: RNA binding; protein binding. Gene Ontology annotation, cellular component: nucleoplasm; P-body. Lineage: Eukaryota; Metazoa; Chordata; Actinopteri; Characiformes; Acestrorhamphidae. The record is from RefSeq and is a predicted model, not a curated record. The transcript has 22 exons.